UCUUCGGUGGGCAGCGCACAAAGUAGGACGGAUCGUGGUUGAGUGAAGUCAAGUGUUUUUUGUGCGGGAGAGGGAGUUUGAGAAAAUCAAAGUUGAAGGGGAUCCAUCAUUCGUCAUCAGCACUCUGUUAUUUUUUCGCCUUGGAAUAGGAUUCACAUUCUUCGCAAGCUAGAUUGGUCGACCGUCAUCGAAUCCCACAGUGAUUUGCGUGGCUCCCGAGGGUAGACACCACUCCGCCAACCAUGGGUUCGCUGUUCCGCAGCGAAGAGAUGACCCUGUGUCAGCUCUUCCUCCAGAGUGAAGCUGCGUACGCUUGCGUCUCCGAGCUCGGAGAGCUUGGUCUGGUUCAAUUCCGGGAUCUCAACCCGGACGUGAACGCGUUCCAGCGCAAGUUUGUUAACGAGGUGCGCCGGUGCGACGAGAUGGAACGCAAGUUGCGUUACCUGGAGAAGGAAAUCAAGAAGGACGGCAUCCCGAUGCUGGAUACGGGUGAAAGCCCCGAAGCUCCCCAGCCGAGGGAGAUGAUCGAUCUGGAAGCGACCUUCGAGAAACUGGAGAAUGAACUACGCGAGGUCAACCAGAACGCCGAGGCGCUCAAGCGCAACUUUUUGGAGUUGACUGAGCUGAAACAUAUUCUGCGUAAGACCCAGGUCUUUUUCGACGAGCCACAAGCAGCGAUCGCAAGCAAUGUACCUAAUAUGUCACGGAACCGCUAUCUGCAGAUGGCGGAUUCGCACAGGGAAGAGGAACAAGUUAACCUACUCGGUGAGGAGGGCAUUCGAGCUGGUGGUGCCGGGGCACAGGGACAAAACCUAAAACUAGGCUUUGUUGCCGGUGUUAUCCUGCGCGAACGUUUACCGGCUUUCGAGCGUAUGCUCUGGCGUGCCUGCCGCGGAAAUGUGUUCCUCCGUCAGGCCAUGAUCGAGUCGGCGUUGGAGGAUCCGUCAAACGGCGACAAGGUCUACAAGUCGGUGUUCAUCAUCUUCUUCCAAGGUGACCAGCUGAAGACGCGCGUCAAGAAAAUCUGCGAGGGCUUCCGCGCCACGCUGUACCCGUGCCCGGAGGCACCAACCGAUCGGCGCGAGAUGGCCAUGGGUGUGAUGACCCGCAUCGAGGACCUGAACACCGUUCUCGGGCAAACGCAGGACCAUCGCCACCGGGUGCUGGUGGCCGCCGCCAAGAACCUGAAGAACUGGUUCGUGAAGGUGCGCAAGAUCAAGGCCAUCUAUCACACGUUGAAUCUGUUCAACUUGGAUGUGACCCAGAAGUGUUUGAUUGCCGAGUGCUGGGUCCCACUGCUGGAUAUCGAAACUAUCCAGAUUGCGCUGCGUCGCGGAACGGAACGGUCCGGGUCGUCCGUACCGCCAAUUUUGAACCGCAUGGAAACAUUCGAGGAUCCUCCGACUUACAAUCGGACGAACAAGUUUACUAACGCUUUCCAGGCAUUGAUCAACGCUUACGGUGUGGCCAGUUACCGUGAAAUGAAUCCGGCCCCGUAUACGAUCAUUACGUUUCCGUUCUUGUUUGCGGUGAUGUUUGGCGAUUUGGGCCAUGGUGCUAUCAUGGCUUUGUUCGGUUUGUGGAUGGUGCUCAAGGAGAAGCCAUUGGCUGCUAAGAAAACCGAUAACGAAAUCUGGAACAUCUUCUUCGGCGGACGUUACAUCAUUUUCCUGAUGGGUGUUUUCUCGAUGUACACUGGAUUUGUGUACAAUGACAUUUUCUCCAAGUCUUUGAAUGUAUUCGGUUCAUCGUGGAGUAUCAACUACAACACAUCGACAGUAAUGUCGAACAAGGCGCUACAGCUAAAUCCGGCAAGCCAGGAUUACUCUGGAAUUCCGUAUCCCAUUGGUUUGGACCCGGUGUGGCAAGUGGCUGAAAACAAAAUCAUCUUCCUGAACGCAUACAAAAUGAAGAUUUCGAUCAUUUUCGGUGUCAUUCACAUGUUGUUCGGCGUGUUUGUUGGAUUGUUCAAUCACCGCUAUUUCAAGAACAAGCUGGCAAUCUACUGUGAGUUCAUACCGCAAGUCAUUUUCCUGGUGUUUUUGUUCUUUUACAUGACGGUGAUGAUGUUCAUGAAAUGGACCAAGUACUCGGCCGAUAGCGAAGACGAAAAAUUCACGGCGGGAUGCGCACCGUCAAUUUUGAUCACAUUCAUCAACAUGGUGCUGUUCAAGUCGGUCGAUCACGACACCGGUGUAUGUAGUCCAUUUAUGUUCGCCGGCCAGCAGGGAUUGCAAAAGUUCCUGGUCAUUAUUGCACUGCUUUGCGUUCCGUGGAUGCUACUGGCCAAGCCGAUUAUGAUCAUGCGCAGCCGCAAGGAAGCAGCGGUAGGUUUAGGAAAUCAUUCGAUUCACGACAUAAAUUUGGUACUAAUUAUAUCCGAUUUGCAGCAUCAGCCGAUGGCUCCAUACAGCAACGAAAAUGGCGACGCCGAAACUGGUCUAAAUCAGCAGAACGCAACCCAAGAUGGAGCUGUUCAGCAGGGAGCUGGUGGCGGCGCAGGCCAUGGACACGAUAACGAAGAAAUGUCGGAAAUUUUCAUUCACCAAGGCAUUCAUACCAUCGAGUACGUGCUGGGAUCGGUGUCGCACACUGCUUCCUAUCUGCGUCUGUGGGCCCUGUCGCUUGCCCAUGCUCAAUUGGCUGAGGUGUUAUGGAACAUGGUGCUGAAGAAUGGUCUCCAACAAGGCGGUUGGAUCGGCGGAAUUGCUCUCUGGGCUAUCUUCGGCUUCUGGGCUGUGCUGACCGUUGGAAUUCUGGUACUGAUGGAAGGUUUAUCCGCUUUCCUGCAUACUCUACGUUUGCACUGGGUCGAGUUCCAGAGCAAGUUCUACGCAGGUUUGGGUUAUGCAUUCACACCGUUCUCCUUCGAGGUAAUAUUGGAUACCAGCUCCAGUUCUACCGAGGAGUAAGUUUUAUUGAAUUGAAAGAAAUUUACCCCAUAUUGAAUUGAUUAACAUAAAAAUGUUCAACUCGAAAUAUUUAAAUAAAAAGAAGAUCGUUAAAUGUUAUAACGCCGGGUGCGUCUGAAAACUAUUCCAAUUGUUCCACCCGUGCUAGUUUGGCUUCAGCAUAAAACUUUGAAACACAUAUAUGCAAAGAAAUCAUUCAAUUGUCAGCACUGUAAUAUUUAUUGUGAAGUGAAAUGUAAGCAACAGUACUCUCUAUUCAAAAUUUAUGAAACUAUUAACCAAAUAUUCAUUACAGGAUUAUGAAACAAUUAAAGUAAAUGUUUGUCAACCAUAACCAAUCAAUAGUAGUAGCAAUAUUGACGUUCAUGCAGAAUAAAAAAAGUAGAUGUAGCACAUUAGCAGCAGCAGA
This is a messenger RNA of Armigeres subalbatus, 3321 nucleotides long. RefSeq names its product V-type proton ATPase 116 kDa subunit a 1-like. NCBI's taxonomy places the organism in Eukaryota, Metazoa, Arthropoda, Insecta, Diptera, Culicidae. The record is from RefSeq and is a predicted model, not a curated record. Gene Ontology annotation, biological process: vacuolar acidification; proton transmembrane transport. Gene Ontology annotation, cellular component: vacuolar proton-transporting V-type ATPase complex; plasma membrane; vacuolar proton-transporting V-type ATPase, V0 domain. Bases 243 to 2912 code for a protein of 889 amino acids. Gene Ontology annotation, molecular function: ATPase binding; proton-transporting ATPase activity, rotational mechanism. The transcript has 8 exons.